Molecule: messenger RNA, 1060 nt
Organism: Penicillium samsonianum
Lineage: Eukaryota; Fungi; Ascomycota; Eurotiomycetes; Eurotiales; Aspergillaceae
Product: chromatin modification-related protein EAF6/MEAF6
Exons: 3
Coding region: 105-797 (230 amino acids)
Cellular component (GO): NuA4 histone acetyltransferase complex
Source: RefSeq, a predicted model, not a curated record
CAACUUCCACCUCAAUCUCGAGUUCAUUUCGCCCAGUCUGCGCAUACGAUACUCCCUUUGACAUAAAACAAAUAUCGUUCUCAUUGCGUCCCACCCCUCCAAUUAUGGCAGACACAGCACCGGCUCCAACACCCGUGUCCGCGACGACCGGAGCUGCGGCGCCCACAGCCGGCGCAACAGCAGGGGCACCGAAUGCGCCUGGGGAUCAGAAUGCCGCGAGUCGCGGGCUACCAUACUAUGAGAAACUGCGCCGAGAGCUGAGGGAUACACUACAGAAAAAGCGAUUAAUGGAUAAGAGCAUGGCUCAACUUGAAGAUCAAAUCUUCCGCUUCGAACAAUCAUACCUGGAAGAAACCACCGCUGGAAACAUCAUCAAGGGCUUCGAUAACUACAUCAAAGGCUCCGCGAAUGGGUCGAGUCUCGGCGCCGCGGGACUGGGUCUAGGCGGCAGUAUGGGCGGGUCGAGGCGAAAGGCGCAGGUCACGGAAUCGGAUCGAGUUUUCUCGCGGAGCUCGGCGAGUUACAUGUUGGACUCCCCAGGCCCCUCCUCUGUACAAACAACGCCUUCCCACGCAGCAACGCCGACAUCUACGACUGGCGGAAACAGCAUGUCUAUGAAGAUUGACCCGCUGUCUGUUUCCGGUAGCGGGAUGAAGAGCUCGAAUGGCUCAUCAAAAAACAAGAAGAAGGCGACUGGCGGGUCGAAGAAUACGAAGGGCAAGAACCAGACCGAGGAUAUUUCUGACGAGGACAAGCCUUCUGUUAAGCGGUUGAAGAUCAGCUAUGGGAGAGACUGAUUCUUUUUUUUUGGAGAUUCAGCCUUCUUUAUGUUCUGCGCCCGUCUUGCAUCUGCUUGGCUUUUUCUCGAAUUCGGAGUUGGUUGGUUUGUCUUUUCACAUGACUCCUGGGAGGAGUCGUGUUGCGGGCGUAGCGGGAAAUGGGAAUGGGAUUUAUCUGUCUUAUUACACCUACGAUGCGAUAUCAUGUACAUCACGAACUUAUACAGACUACAGCGUUGUCGGAUACAUCAUUUGUUUCAUUGCUUCCGAUUGAAUGCGAC